Messenger RNA from Oryzias latipes (Japanese medaka), 954 nucleotides. It is a transcript of the gene bud31, whose product is annotated as BUD31 spliceosome associated protein. Gene Ontology annotation, cellular component: nucleus; spliceosomal complex. NCBI's taxonomy places the organism in Eukaryota, Metazoa, Chordata, Actinopteri, Beloniformes, Adrianichthyidae. The record is from RefSeq and is a predicted model, not a curated record. Gene Ontology annotation, biological process: mRNA splicing, via spliceosome.
UCUCCCCUCCCCUCCACGUCUGACGUGUAUUUUGCGCGCCUGAGAAGAGCUCCGCUGUCGGAAGGUUUUAUUUCGUUUUUGCAUUAAACUGAGCAUAAUGCCAAAAGUGAAAAGGAGUCGAAAGCCACCCCCAGAUGGAUGGGAACUAAUUGAACCCACUUUGGAUGAGCUGGAUCAAAAAAUGAGAGAAGCUGAAACUGAGCCUCAUGAAGGAAAGCGAAAGGUGGAAUCUCUUUGGCCCAUUUUCAGGCUUCAUCAUCAGCGCAGUCGCUACAUCUACGACCUUUUCUAUAAAAGGAAAGCUAUCAGCAGAGAGCUGUAUGACUACUGUAUAAAGGAGGGCUAUGCAGACAAGAAUCUGAUUGCUAAAUGGAAGAAGCAGGGCUAUGAGAACCUCUGCUGCCUGCGCUGCAUCCAAACCCGAGAUACCAACUUUGGAACGAAUUGCAUCUGCAGAGUUCCAAAAAGCAAACUGGAAGUUGGACGGAUCAUUGAAUGCACACAUUGUGGAUGCAGAGGAUGCUCUGGCUGAUCUGAAGAACGGAACUUGUUUUUUCUUUCUAUUACACAUUUGAGACCCUUCCAACUUCUAGUCUGGAACGGCAGUUGAUUUGUCACUCAUUUGAUCUGAAACACUGCUGCUCUCAUAAGGGAUCAAUAUUUUUAGCAUCCUUCUAAGUUUAAACACAGAAAUUCAGCAGAGAGCAUCAUCAGGGGCCCAUUCAGUCUAGGCGUGUGUUUUCUUCACAACUAAAGUCUUUAAAAGAAAAUCUUUAAAGCAUGUAGUUAAGAUUAGUUCCCUUGCUGGUUCCAGCUCCUUUUGCAAACUUUGAACGUAUUUUUUUUGGAUCUUUAAAAACAAUUGGAAGGGGAGUUUUUUUUUUUUUUUAAUGUUGUUAACCAUCUCUAUUUGUUUAUCUGUUGUUUCAUUUUAAAUAAAAAUUCUCUAAUUCA